Fusarium venenatum is the source of this 1176-nucleotide messenger RNA. RefSeq lists its product as uncharacterized. Gene Ontology annotation, molecular function: hydrolase activity, acting on ester bonds. The record is from RefSeq and is a predicted model, not a curated record. NCBI's taxonomy places the organism in Eukaryota, Fungi, Ascomycota, Sordariomycetes, Hypocreales, Nectriaceae.
AUGUGUAUGCACGAUCAUCAAGAGAGCGCGGGGACAAACCCGCUUCUCAACACUUCAGAACUGUUUCCUUGGCAUCUGGGAGUUUUCGAUGCCCACAAUCACAUCGGCGAACGAGUUUACUCCGUUUCCAACCUACCAACAAUGAAAUCUAGAGCGGUAGCAAUUAUGGCAACCAGAACACAGGAUCAACCACUCAUUGAAGCCAUCGUCGAACAGCAUGGCGUGAAAGGCUCGGAAUGUUUCUCGCAAGAUAAAACCACUGUUGUCGCAGGAUAUGGGAGGCAUCCGUGGUUUUCGCAUGAGCUUUUUGACGACUCGCUUGAAAAUCCCACUUAUGUACCGUCCGAUGAUGUUGAGGCCGCUAAAGCGCGACAUUACAAGGCGGUACUUACACCAGCCCCAGAAGACCCGGCCUGGUGGCACGAUCAGCCAGUGCCAAUCCCUCUUUCAAAGUUCAUUGCUGAAACCAGGGCUCGGCUUAUACAAGAUCCAUUUGCCAUGGUUGGUGAAAUUGGUCUCGACAAGCCCUUCAGGUUACCAAUGCAGUGGCCUGACCCAAGAUCGCCCCGAGAUGCCGAACGUACGGAAGGGGGACGCGAGAGGAGACCACUCAGCCAGCACCGUAUACAGAUUCCACACCAGAAGGCUGUUUUUAUGGCACAUCUCAAGCUUGCUGGUGAGUUUGGAAGAGCUGUCAGUGUCCAUGGUGUUCAAGUACAUGGACUGUUGUACGACGCCUUGACAGAGUGCUGGAAAGGACACGAAAUCAAGGGCCGUCGUGCAAGGGAUAAAGAAAGGAAGGAAAGCACCCAAACAGCCAAUAGCGAAGAAGAAGUCCCGAAACCAUAUCCUCCGCGUAUCUGUCUCCACUCAUUCAGUGGCAAAGGCGACGCGGUGAAGCAGUAUCUUAAGCCAUCAAUCCCUGCCAAGAUAUUUUUCUCGUUUUCCAAGGCGAAUAAUCUGGGCACAGAUGGGGCGACGGAAAAGACGCAAGAUGCUGUAAAGGCGGUACCAGACAAUCGAAUCUUGGUGGAGAGUGACCUUCAUACAGCCGGCGAAAGGAUGGACAAUGAGCUCGAGGAGAUGUAUCGAGCGAUUUGCGAGUUCAAAGGAUGGACACUGGAGCAUGGUGUCGCGCAAAUGGCAAAGAAUUACACGGAGUUCGUUUUCGGCUAG